Molecule: messenger RNA, 468 nt
Organism: Symbiodinium pilosum
Lineage: Eukaryota; Dinophyceae; Suessiales; Symbiodiniaceae
Source: the annotation of a GenBank genome assembly
GAAUUCUCCAUUCGCCAUAUGGCAGAGGCGUUUGAGUGGCCGCCAGAAGGUGGUGGAACAUGGGAAGCCCAGGAGGGCAUCAGCACCCUGAUUGACGCUUGCGCAAACUCUACGGAAGAGCAGGUUGGGGCCUGCCUGAAGAUUUGGCAGGGCCACGAAGAUUUUUGGAGGCCUGUGCCGGUAGUGCCGGAGGCUGUGGAGGAGGUGCAGAGCGAUAGCCACACCUGUGAUGUGGCACUCCGCAAGAUUGUCACAAGGGCUUUGGCAGAUGUGCCCAAGGAGCACAGCCAGCUAAAGUCCACCUUGGCGAAGAAGUGGGGCGCCAAGAAGGCUGAGAUGUCGAAAAAAGUUGCCAAGACCAGCGAACAAGGAGGUUCAGCCAGCGAGUUGAUACAAGAGGCUGAGGUGUCCUUCUUACAGUCCUGCAUCUCCGACCUACAAGAGGCUUUACAAUCUAGUGCAACCUGA